Aspergillus pseudonomiae is the source of this 1349-nucleotide messenger RNA. RefSeq lists its product as uncharacterized. The coding region runs from base 84 to 1118 and encodes 344 amino acids. The record is from RefSeq and is a predicted model, not a curated record. Lineage: Eukaryota; Fungi; Ascomycota; Eurotiomycetes; Eurotiales; Aspergillaceae. The transcript is spliced from 2 exons.
UUGCCAUCCCCAUGCCCUUGCGCUUCUAGACCCUUCUAAGCUGCUUUUGGUUUCACUACUUGUCCUGCUAUCCCUAGGCGCAAAUGGCUGAGUAUCAACUUUCAGUUCGAUUUGGUUAUUCCUCUAAGGAAUCAGCUGCUCUCUACGAAGCAGAACACUGUCCAUAUUGGGCACAAAGCCCGGUCAAGUACGCCCAAAACCUCUUAGAGUACUCAGACGAGCCGAUCGAGUACGAUCACCACGACAGUGAUUACUCAGACAACUGCUUCUUCUUUCCUGAGGACUGUUCUUGGUCACCGCCUCGCGACUGGAUCCUCGAAAACGAAGAAUCCGAAGACGAUACCUCCAACAGUGAGGACCACGACACCAUGAUUCCCGGUCUUCCCGAUAUCAAAAUGCUCGACGCGGAGGCCCUCAGCGACUUGCUGGAGGAUAACCUCUCGCCCCCGGAAAUCACCACGAUUCUAGUAUUUGGUACUAAUGGUGCCAUAUUUGCGUACGCCUCGUCUCUUCCAUCCCGGCAGCUGCGAAACUUGAGCGCAACAUACGGGGCCGCUUACACAGCCUACGCAAAGAAUGCCUCAAGUGGUAACCUGACGGGUGUAAAUCCCGCCAGUCACCCAUCAUCAUAUGUGACAGCCCAAUCUAUCUCUCUCGGCGAUGUAGGGUCUAUCGUCUUCGAACUCGACGAACUUGUCGCCGUAGUUACCAGAAUAGCGGAUAAAGUGCUCCUUGCCGCCGUUGGACCGUCCCAACUGGAGCCCGAAGGAGAGGCAGGCCCUUCAACUGGUGCGCAGAAUGGCUCCAUGAACCCCAGUGCGGACGAGUUUCCCCUGCAUGAGCCUAGAACAGGCGCCAAUGGUACUUCCACCAACCAAACUCCCACCAACGGAACCCCCAAUAGCAUCAGCCGAUCUCACAGCGAGGCCAACAUGCAAUCAGAUGCGCAACUUGAAACGCAGUAUGAAAUCGACCGAAGUAAUGACCUCGCACGAUUGGCAAGUCUAAACCUUUCAUCCUCGCCGUCUAUUUUGCUCGCUCUAGAGUCAAAAUCUGCAGCGUUAGGCAAAUUCCUCAGUCAGAAACUGGAGGAUCUUGAGAGUCCCGAGGACUUCUAGGCUUAUGGCACCAUCGCUAUUUUCUUCGUGUAACCUUCAGUUUUCUCAAAUUGUUCUAUAUUACCUUUCUUCAUGAGCCUUAUGAGCUUCUUGUUAUUUAGCCUAUGAUUCCAUGUUUGAUCGAUACUCCCGUCUUGAAGCGUCUUCUCAUUCAAUCUUGUGAUUUAUUAAGGCCGUGUUCCGAUUGUGUCUUGACAGAGCAGAAAUUGUACCGAGAAUUACUCGACUUAG